Molecule: messenger RNA, 621 nt
Organism: Ipomoea nil (Japanese morning glory)
Lineage: Eukaryota; Viridiplantae; Streptophyta; Magnoliopsida; Solanales; Convolvulaceae
Product: non-specific lipid-transfer protein 1-like
Exons: 1
Coding region: 28-399 (123 amino acids)
Biological process (GO): lipid transport
Cellular component (GO): membrane
Molecular function (GO): lipid binding
Source: RefSeq, a predicted model, not a curated record
UAAAACAAAACAGCGGACCGGAUCGGAAUGGCACACUCAGUGAACCUAAGCCUAGCAUGGCUGCUUCUCACCUCCAUAGCGGCGCUACUUGCACCAACUCCGCCGUCAGUGGUGGCGGAAAUAACCUGUUCAACGGUGUUCAACGCGCUCAUACCAUGCUACAAGUAUGUGGUCGGUGGAGGACUGGACGUGCCAACGCCCUGCUGUGGCGGCCUGAAGAACCUGCUGAGCUGGGAUUAUGGCAGGGAGGAUGUGCAGAAGGCCUGUGCGUGCUUGAAAACCGUGUUUCACGGUGUGGGUGAGGAGCAAAUUAGCCGCGCCAUGGAUAUCCCAGGGAAGUGUGGUGUUAAUCUGGGUUUUCAGUUUGGAGGCGAUAUGAACUGCGACAAUAUCCAAUAAAAAUGCAUUCCCGCCUUCAGUGGAGCGGGGGGCGUAGGGUACUUGCGGUUAAGUAUUCAACCUCUCGGGUUUCCUUCUGUUUAUGUGUUGUGCUAUGCACACAAAGUGAUAUAUAAUAAAUAUACUAUAUAAUAAGGCUGAAUUUAUUCUUCCAAUACAUACUCUCUCAUUUGUGAAUUCUAUUUCUACAUCACCAUAUUUGUAAUUUCUUUGUUUUCUUUU